AUGUCGAUUACACACCUGAGGUUGGUAAGAACUGAGGGACAAUGCCCCCCUCGCAGGGCCCAUCAGCGAAGCAACUGCUACUUAAUCGGGCGGUUUGCUUUCGUGCAAGGCCCCCGCUGCUGGAACAGGCGGUUGUCAUUUUCAAGUAAACGCCCCACCCCAGAAGGACGCCCUCGCUCUAUUGGCAAAACGCUUCGAAAGAAGAACGUAUCGCCAAGGCCCCGACCGGCCGGCCCGCCCCCUUUCUUUGCCCGCCGGCCGCCUAGCUCGUUAUUCUUUGAGAUCUGGAUAGAGUCUCGCUUCGGGGCGGGGGAAGCAUGGAUUCGAUAG
This is a messenger RNA of Zea mays, 330 nucleotides long. The record is from the annotation of a RefSeq genome assembly. Lineage: Eukaryota; Viridiplantae; Streptophyta; Magnoliopsida; Poales; Poaceae.